Messenger RNA from Rhinolophus ferrumequinum (greater horseshoe bat), 5369 nucleotides. It is a transcript of the gene FBF1, whose product is annotated as Fas binding factor 1. Gene Ontology annotation, cellular component: ciliary basal body; ciliary transition fiber; centriole. The record is from RefSeq and is a predicted model, not a curated record. The transcript is spliced from 28 exons. Gene Ontology annotation, biological process: cilium assembly; establishment of epithelial cell polarity. Bases 350 to 3835 code for a protein of 1161 amino acids. NCBI's taxonomy places the organism in Eukaryota, Metazoa, Chordata, Mammalia, Chiroptera, Rhinolophidae.
GUCGGAGGCCGGGCGACUGAGAGAUUGGUGUCCUCGAGGGUCCGAAGCGGGAGGUCUGACCGAGCUGGGCUCUAGAGGAACCCGGACCAACGGCCAUGGCUCGGACAGGUCGUGAAAGUUGCCAUUGCAGAGAAAGAGAAACAAACAUUCAGAGUGGCCCCUGUAUGUAACCCCCAGAUGAACUUUGCAGUCUAAUAACAGAACAGGCCAUCAUCAGAAAAUAGAGAUGGCCCCUUCCGACUCCUUUCUUCCAAGGCGUGCCAAAGGGAGCAUGGGCGUGAUGGGAGCAGAAUUCAAAUGAGUUGGACAGCGCUGUGCAGGAGCUGCAAGCAGCCCCGAGAGCCUGGAGAUGGCACCAAAAGUCAAGAAAGGAUUGAAAGACUCCUUUGAUGAUGUCCUUGAUGACCUCCUGGGGGAUGAGAUGACACUACCUGAGAAGCCUGUUAAACUAGCUGCACGUGUCAGAGAUAAUACAGGUGUAGCCCAGACGUUCCCUUCUGCAAGGGCUAGAGCAAAGUCCCUCCUGGAAGAUGACGCCUUCAGCACUAUGGCAGGCCUGGAAGGAGCUGAGGCUGAGGUUUCAGACGUCUCAGAAGCGGACCCACAGGCUUUGCUUCAAACCAUGAAGGAUCUGAACGACAUGGAUGCCGAUCUCUUAGGUCUGAAGAAGUCUCGUCCAGCCUCUAGCAAAAGUGCUGCAAAGGGUUCUGGGAAAGAAGAGCUGCCUAGCAACCCCAAACCUGCUGGCAUGUUCACAGCCAGUGAGAAAGGGGACGCCCUUCCCACCAAGAAGCCAUCUCCUUCUCCCAGCAGCCUUGGGCAUCAGUACAGGAAGUUUUCCUUUGAAGACAAAGAAGAUAAUUGGGGCGACGAGGACUUCAUCUUUGGGGCCUAUCAGCCCACCGUGGGCUCCUCCGAGAGCCGGCAGUCCCGCCGGCAGUCAGUCAGUAGGUUCUUAGCAGAAGGUGGCACCGACCUCAAGGCAGAACCGGGCUCCAAGCCAAGCACCCCUGCGGUGUCCAGUCCCACCCAGCCCAGGAAGGGAGGAGCUGACUGGUUGGGCCUCAAGGACGACGACUUGGACCUGCUGCCUCCCUCGCCCACCAGAGAGCCUCGGAGGGGAGGCUCCGCGCUCUCCACACCCUCGGCACCCCAUCCUGCGAGCCGGCACUCUGCCCCAGGCCGGCACUCUGCCCCAGCGGGGCUGCCCUCCUCCUCCUUGGGGGCAAAGCCAGCACCCCACGGUGCAGACUCCCCUGCCAAAGCCAGCCAGCCUUCCCAUCCAGGAGCACCUGAGGACGAGCAGGAGGAUUGGCUGAGCCAUACCUGGUCUCAGAAGAAGUCCCUGGGUCGGAGCAGAGAGGAACACACUGCAAUCUCUAGGGGCCAGAACUUAGUGGGGACAGUGGGCCGACCCCCUUCCAGCAGGUACGGGCUUGGGUUGCCGUCUCUAGUGGACGGAGGACCGGGCAGGGAGCCUCCGACUGAAGGCCUUGAACUUGAACUUAACUCUGGUCCCUAUAACAUGUCCAUUGUCCCUCCUUGGACUGCUGUCAGAUGGUCAGUGCCCAUUCACUGUGCCAAGGUGGGCCCUGGGGUGGGGAAGGGGUUCUGGAAGGCCAGGGGCUCAGACUUGGGAGAAUUCCCAAGACAGGAUCAUGGGAACAGGACAGCCCAGGGGAGGCAGGAAGAGGAACUGCCACCUAGCUUCCUGCAGGGGCCUCGUCUUGUCUUCGUCCAUCCUAACCUGGACCUCUGCCCCCUUCACUUUAACGUUUACUUUCUCAGCCUACCUGUUGCCAGCAUUCAAGGGCUCGAACAAGCAGCUCCUGGAGGGACCUCAGGAACAGCAGCACAAAAGCCACCUGCCGGGCUUGCCACCUCAGGGUCCCCUGUGACUUCGAAUCAGGCCACCUUGGCCCUCCAUGCAGGUGGACCCAAAGAAAGACACAGCCCCUGGAGUCCUUCUCUGGCACUGGUUUGUUUCUGCUUUAUCUGGGGGUUAACUCUGGAGCCUGUGAUGUGUUUCCCGAGCUCCCAGAAACCCACAGGGCUUCCUGUGCCUGUCCAGUCCCUGCUCCCAGAGUCCCUGGCGCAGAGCCUACUACCGGGCACAGAAUACCAGAAGCAGCUGCUGGCUGCUCAGAGGCAGCUUCAAAGUGGCACUGCCGAGCUCCAGGCUGAGCUUCUGCAGAGUCAGGCCCGGCUGGCAGACUUGGAGGCCCAGGUGCGGAAGCUGGAGCUGGAGCGGACCCAGCACAAGCUGCUGCUGGAAAGUUUGCAGCAGCGACACCAGGCCGACCUGGAGCUCAUUGAGAAUGCUCAUAGGAGCCGUAUCAAAGUGCUAGAAACAUCGUACCAGCAACGGGAAGAGCGGCUGCGGAGAGAGAACGAGGAGCUGUCCAGCCAGUACUUAUCGCACUGCCAGGAAGCCGAGCGGGCCCGGGCCGAGCUCACAGCCCAGCACCAGCGGCGCUUGGCGGCCGCCGCGCAGGAGAAGGACCAGGAGAUGGAGCGGCUCCGGGAGCUGCAGCGGGCGUCCAUCGUGGAGAUGCGCAAGGACCACGAGGAGCAGCUGCAACGGCUAAAGCUGCUGAAGGACCGGGAAAUUGAUGCAGUCACCAGCGCUACCUCCCACACGCGGUCCCUGAAUGGCGUCAUCGAGCAGAUGGAGAAGUUCUCCAGCAGCCUGAAUGAGCUGUCGUCCCGCGUGGAGGCCUCGCACCUCACCACCGCCCAGGAGCGGGAGCUGGGGAUCCGGCAGCAGGACGAGCAGCUCCGAGCACUACAGGAGAGGCUGGGCCGGCAGCAGCGGGACACAGAGGAAGAGCGGAGCCGACUCCAGGAGGUCAUCGGGAAGAUGGAGGCCCGCCUGAACGAACAGAGCCGGCUGCUGGAGCAGGAACGCUGGCGGGUGAGCGCUGAGCAGUCCAAGGUGGAGUCCACACAGCGCGCGCUGGAGGAGCAGAGGAAAGUCGUGGCCCAGCAGAUGGCCAUGGAGCGGGAGGAGCUGGAAAGGGCCAAGAGUGCCUUGCUGGAGGAGCAGAAGUCCGUCAUGCUCAAGUGUGGGGAGGAGCAGCGACGCCUGGCGGCCGAAUGGGCGGAGUUCUCGACGCAGCAGAAGCUGAGUAAGGAGCGCGCCGAGCGAGAAGCCGAGCGGGCACUGCAGGUGGACACGCAGCGGGAGGGCAUCCUCAUCAGCCUGGCCAAGGAGCAGGCGGAGCUAAAGAUCCGGACGAGCGAGCUUCGGGCCAAGGAGGACCAGCUGGCGGCUGAGAGGGAGGCCCUGGAGCGGGAGCGGCAGGAGCUGCGGCUGGAGAAGGAGAGGAUCAACGCCGCCGCCCUGCGCCUCAGACUCCGGGCGGAAGAGGUGGACAGGCUAAGCCAGGUGGCCUCGGAGAAGUACGAGGAGGGUGAGCGGGCAUUACGUGAGGCCCGGCAGGUGCAGUCGGAGCAGCAGGCCCGGCUACAGCUGGUGCAGGAUCAGCAGGAGCGGCUGAGGCAGCAGGAGCGCCACCUGCACCAAGAGCAUCUGAGUAUGGCCCAGCAGAGGCUGCAGCUGGAUCGUGUCCGACAGGACCUGCCCACCAGCCCCAUGGGGCUGCUCACCAGGGCCCCGGGCCUGGCGGCCGGUGGCAUGAGUGCCAUUGUGACUCCUGGUUCUGCCAAUGCUGCCAAUCCUGGAUGCAGCCAGCCGCCAGCCAGCCUGGGUCCCUCUUUCCUCCACGCCAAGCUGGUGCUGCUGAAACACAUGGCUGAGAAGGACCGAGACUUCUUGGAGAAUGAACAGUUCUUCCUGGAGACCCUGAAGAAAACCUCCUACAACAUGACAUAGCUUGAAGAGCCCUGCUGCCUCCUUAGCAGAAGCCUCAGACUCUGGCUCACCUGUCUGUCCCACCACCCCGCUGGCUGCCCGCUCUGGGGAGGGGGUACCCAGGGAAGGCUCUGCGAUGCCCAGGGCCUGAUCACAACCCUUCCUGUGGACAGGGUGCAAGCGCAUUCUCUCCGAGCGCACCUGCCCAUGGCUGAGGCAGGCACCUGCCCCUGUGCCUCUGGGACUCGAGGUACAAUGGCCUCUGGGGAGGCAGAAUGCCAAGGGCAUCUCCGCCCCAAGACACUGUCAGCCACAGCUCUGGUCCUCCCGCCCCGCAGAAGUCCAGCUCAGACCCGAGUGUCUGCCUGGGCUCUCUUCCCUCGUCGCCGGCAGAUGGCUUGGGGAUCUUUUCGCCUGGGCCUCUUCUGACGCAGAGGGUCUUCUCGAGGGAUCCCACAGGCAGCCUCCUGCCCUCCAGCCUGAGAGCCCGGCAGAGAUAACAUGGUGUCUCCGCCUUAGUGGGGACAUGGAAUCCGGCCACACCUUUUGAAGCCUCCUGGCCAAGGGGGUGGGAGGUGCAGGGGCAGGGAGGGUGCCGUGCCAGCCCGGCUUUACCUCGCAAUCUGACGUGGUCUUGGGACCCAGCCAGCCCUUCGUGCUCUCAGGUGGGCUCGCACAAAGUCCCCGCCUCGUUCCCAGCUGCCUGAGUGACUAACUUGGCAUGGACACUGGCCUCGCUGGCUUCUUCUAAUAGGCUCCCCAGAGGCUGUCUGUACUGUUCACCUGCCACAAAGCCACAGCUGGGUGGGAAUGAAGGUAACAGAGCACAGGGGAACCAUGAGGGACCACAGCCAGGCUGCCCCCACCCCAGGUAGGCACUUUUCCACUUGUGGGUGUUGGGCCAAGGCUGGAUGGAGAGGUGCCAGAAGGAGAGUGGUGGGAGGGUUGCAGAUCCACGACAGAUGAACUCAGCUAAUAAAAUCACGAUUCUAAAGCAGCUUCUCUGCGAGCUGUUCUAUCACCUUCCAUGGGAGGAAAUGUCCGCGCAAGCAGGAAGGCAGAGGGCGGUGCUGUGGGCGCUGAGCAGGCCCAGUUUGUAUCUCUGUCUCAGAACAGCUUUCAAAGGGGUUGUACUUAUUUACCAACAGUUUACAGCCUUCUUCUUGGACCCCUUAAAUUGCUGUGUUCAUAAUGACUGGAUUCUCAUAAUUUGUCAUGGCUCAUCCAUUUGUACUUAUUUCUUAGAAAUAUUUGCUCCGUAGCAGUGUUAUUUGCUGUAAAACUAGCCGGGGUUGGGACUCUCCAGCCUACAAGCUCCAUGCCAGGUGGCUGGACCACAGCCAGGGGAGGGGGACGGUUAUCACCCCUACUUCACAAGUGAAGGGACUGAGUCUCAGGGAGAUUAAGUAAUCUGCCCAAAGUGACACAACAAGUAGCAGAGCCUGGGUUUGAGUUCUGCUUGGGCCGAUUCCAAAACGCCAGGCUCCCAGCCACAUCACUGCUGCUGCCUUCUAGAAGAGCAUGUUCCGGACAGUGCUGUUGUGAAGAAGGUGGA